ACUCAAAUUUAUAUCAUCAAAACACAAACAGUUUUAUAUUCUUCUCUAAAGCAAUCAAAAUGUCUUAUUCUUCUAAGCUCUCAAUGGUGGUGCUUCUUUCUUUAUUCAUAACUUGUGUCAUGGCCAUGGCUGCCUCGGCUGGCAAUUUCUAUCAAGAUUUUGACGUUACAUUCGGCGACGGACGUGCCAAGAUACUCAACGGAGGACAACUCCUCACUCUUAACCUUGAUCAGACAUCCGGCUCCGGUUUCAAGUCCAAGAACGAGUACUUAUUUGGAAGGAUUGACAUGCAGAUCAAGCUCGUCUCAGGCAACUCAGCGGGAACUGUCACUGCCUACUAUUUAUCUUCUGAAGGUCCUACUCAUGACGAAAUCGACUUUGAGUUGGGAAACCUAUCUGGGGAUCCCUACACUCUCCAUACCAAUGUGUUCAGCCAAGGAAAAGGAAACAGAGAACAACAAUUCCAUCUUUGGUUUGAUCCCACAAAGGCCUUCCACACCUACUCCAUUGUUUGGAACGCGCAACGUAUUAUAUUUUUGGUGGAUAAAAUUCCAAUUAGAGUGUUCAACAACUUGGAAUCAGUUGGUGUCCCAUUCCCUAAAAGCCAGCCCAUGAGGAUUUACUCAAGCCUGUGGAAUGCAGAUGACUGGGCAACAAGAGGUGGCCUUGUCAAGACUGAUUGGACUCAAGCUCCUUUCACCGCCUCUUACAGAAACUUCAAGGCCGAUGCUUGUACUGCUGGCUCAUCAUCCUCCUGUGCCUCCACUGCAUCUACCAGUUCAGUAGGGGACAGUGCAUGGCAGACUCAAGGGCUCGAUGCAGCCGGCCGUAACCGGCUUCGAUGGGUGCAACAGAAGUUCAUGGUCUACAACUACUGCAGUGACCUUAAACGCUUCCCGCAAGGCCUCCCAGCUGAAUGCAGAAGAUCAAGGUUCUAAAGAUCCAAAUAUCUUGCCACAGAUCAUCACAUAUUCCCCUCUCUGAUGUGCAGCAUUCACUUGUGUAAUUAGCUUCAAUUUAUGAUACAUUCUUUCUUCCUUCUGCAAAUAAAGAUUGUCUAAUGUGACAUUAUUUUCGCAUGUUUUUUUUUUUGGAAAAAUUAGUAUCCGGUCCCUAGUUCUUAUUGUUCA
Malus domestica (apple) is the source of this 1130-nucleotide messenger RNA. RefSeq names its product xyloglucan endotransglucosylase protein 1-like. Gene Ontology annotation, biological process: cell wall biogenesis; xyloglucan metabolic process. NCBI's taxonomy places the organism in Eukaryota, Viridiplantae, Streptophyta, Magnoliopsida, Rosales, Rosaceae. The record is from RefSeq and is a predicted model, not a curated record. Gene Ontology annotation, cellular component: cell wall; apoplast. Gene Ontology annotation, molecular function: hydrolase activity, hydrolyzing O-glycosyl compounds; xyloglucan:xyloglucosyl transferase activity.